Molecule: messenger RNA, 2614 nt
Organism: Halichondria panicea
Lineage: Eukaryota; Metazoa; Porifera; Demospongiae; Suberitida; Halichondriidae
Product: histone acetyltransferase KAT7-like
Exons: 10
Coding region: 167-2506 (779 amino acids)
Biological process (GO): positive regulation of transcription by RNA polymerase II; negative regulation of DNA-templated transcription
Cellular component (GO): nucleus; chromatin
Molecular function (GO): zinc ion binding; transcription coregulator activity; histone acetyltransferase activity
Source: RefSeq, a predicted model, not a curated record
ACUCAGUACCAGUGACGUCAUACCGUGGCAGCACAAUCAAGGAAAGGGGGGCGUGGCGGCUUUCCGUACCAUGUGUUGUCUGAUUGUUGUUGUUCUGGACUUCUUUGACACUGUGGACGUGGAGUACGAGUGUGGUGGAGACUAAGGUCAUAGGUCGAUCAUAGACAUGUCAUCAAGUGUGAGGCAGACUACUGGCUCCGUACAGUCAACACCCACCCCCCCAAGUUCAGGCGGCCAAUCAGGUCGCAGCCGUCGAUCACUGAGGAAAUGUGCCACACCCAUCAAAUCUGCUCAGAAGGAUGAUCACACAACACACACACGCACAGACACUGGCUCCACUAAUACCACCCUCACACCCCCACACCCUAAACAGAAGGCUAUCAUUAGCUCCACACCAGCACGCAGAACAAUCCCGCCCACCAGACACAAGAAAAGACGCAAGAGAAUCCCCUUCACUUUAGUGGAGGCUAGUAAAGGCAACCAUUGCCCCACGCCAGAGUGUGAUGGCAAGGGUCAUGUGACUGGGCUCUACUCCAUGCAUUAUGCUGUGUCUGGCUGUCCUGUAGCAGCCAAGAACAAGGCAGCCACCAUCACUACCCCCGUGAGUAGUGUAGCCGUUACCAUCACUACCCCCGUGAGUAGUGUAGCCGUUACCAUCACUACCCCCGUUAAGCCUCUACCAAAGACCCCACCUCCUAGUACUAGUGCUAGCACUGAUACUGCUACUGCCAGUACUGCUAGUACUAGUACUGAAAGGGUUAAACCCAAAAGGAAGAGGCGUCGACGUGCUCUCGUUGGUUCUCGCUCUAAAAGGGUUAAACAAAGUAGUGGUAGUGAUGAUUCAGAGGUGGAGGCCACAACCCCUUCAGAGCCGUGGAGGUCAGAGGUCACUAACGAGGUCAGUCCGCAAGGCCCUAAGAAGAGGAAGAGGAUACCGUACACUUUAGUGGAGGCUAGUAAAGGCAACCAUUGCCCCACGCCAGAGUGUGAUGGCAAGGGUCAUGUGACUGGACUCUACUCCAUGCAUUAUGCUGUGUCUGGCUGUCCUGUAGCAAGAGGUAUGACACCUGAUGAGUGUGUGGCUCGCAGAGAUGCGCUUAACAGAAUCAAGCUUAAGUCGUUGCCAAUGGAGAUAAGCCCCACCCACUAUCUCGAUGACAAGGCUGUGCGAAGGACGUCUCGUAUACUCAGUGAAAGGGGGGUGGUUAGUUUGGGAGGCCCCGCCCCCCUCACUCCCGGCAGGCGGUCUUCAGCACCGGUUGUGAGUAGACCUCAAGUGGACAGGAUCAGUCAACUACACGGCCUCUUAUCUAAUGCCAUGCCAUUAGACUACCUGCAACAUGUGGAGCCUAAGCUAGAGGGACUCACUCCCUCUCUGGACCUCAGCUUGUUCAGAGAGGCGGAGUCCAAAACAAGACUCUCUUUUGGUCUAGCAGAGGCUCCAGCUAAUGGCGGUGGUGAGGGUCUAACAGAGGCUCCAGCUAAUAGCAGUGGUGAGGGUCUAGCAGAGGCUCCAGCUAAUGGCGGUGGCGAAGGUCUAGCAGAGGCUCCAGCUAAUGGCGGUGGUGAGGGUCUAACAGAGGCUCCAGCUAAUGGAGGGGAAUACCAACUCAAGAAGAUAGAGUUUGGACAGUAUGAGAUAAUGACCUGGUAUCCAUCACCCUUCCCUCUGGACCAUACUCACCUCGAUAAACUCUAUUUCUGUGAAUUCUGCCUCAAGUAUUUCAAGAGUGCCCCCAUCCUUCACAGACACUCAGGUGACUGCAGUUGGCGCCAUCCUCCCGGGAAUGAGAUCUAUCGAAGAGGUGCCUUGUCAGUGUUUGAAAUAGACGGGGAUAGGCAUAAAGUGUAUUGUCAGCAUUUGUGUCUACUGGCCAAACUCUUCCUGGAGAGCAAGACACUGUACUUUGAUGUAGAGCCCUUCUUAUUCUACACUCUCACUCUGGCUGACUCCAAUGGCUGCCAUAUACUAGGAUACUUCUCUAAGGAGAAGCACUCUGCUCAGAGCUACAACCUCUCUUGUAUAGUGGUACUACCACAACACAUGAGGAAAGGUUAUGGAAGAAUGUUGAUUGACUUCAGCUACUUAUUGACUCGUAAGGAGCAGAAGUUUGGCUCUCCUGAAAGACCUCUCUCUGAUUUAGGCCUUGUCUCGUAUCGUAGUUACUGGAAGAAUGUGAUACUCACUUACAUACUGGAGCAUGAACACAGUGGCAGCAAUAUCUCUAUUAAAGGUGGGUGUAGGUAUCCCGCCCACUCAAGUGUGUAUAUCCGCCCACCUAAUGCAGAGGUUGGCAUGGAAACCGGGGUGAACAGUGAUGACAUAGUGAGCACACUACAAUAUUAUGGACUACUAAAAUAUUGGAAAGGCAAACACAUAAUCCUUUUAAGAAAGGAUGUGCUGGAUGAGCAUGCACAGAGGCUUGAGGCAUGGAGACAGAGUGAUGUUUGUGUGGACCCAGACUGUUUAGAGUGGACUCCUAUAGCUUAUCCCAUGUACACAUGACCAUACUGUGUGUUAGCUAGCUAUAGUUAGAGACAUGCAAUCAUUAGUGCCCUUAUGUUGAUGUUGUUGGAAUUAUGUUACACACAAUAAUUGUUAUAUCAGCAACAA